AGGUUACCACGCAGAGGUCUGCCAGGCUGUCAGGAGGGGGGGGGGAGGGGUCAGUCGGCCCGGUGCGGGUCGGGUGAGCCCCCGGGGCCGCCGCCGCGCCGGUAGAUAUGCGGCCGGCCGGGCGCCGCCGGCAGCCAGUCGAGCCCCGACCGCCGGGCGCUGCCGGCAGCCAGUCGAGCUCCGACCGCCGGGCGCGCGCUAUGUCUCCGCUGCCGCUGCUGACCGUCGUGCUGGCCGCCGCCGCCGCCGCCGCCGACACCGUCCCCUCCCGGCUGUGCGCCCUCAUCUACCGCGAGCCGGACCCCUCGUUCGAGCGCAUCAGCCUGUCGGGCACGACGCAGUGCCGCUGUGAGUCGGCAUCGGCGGCCAGCUGCCUGGGCCUGGACGCCUACCCGACGGUGGCGCCCAACAGCCCCGAGUCGCUGCUGAGUCAGUACCACCAGCCGAGCGGCAGCGCCGUGCAGUCGCUGCUCGCCUACCAGAUCCAGCUGACGUGCCGCUCGUACAGAGCCGGCGGCCGGCGCUGCCGGCUCACCUGGCCGGCGGACGGCCGCGGCGCCCCCGUCUGCGACUGCGCCGCCGCCGACGGACAGAUCGCCUUCAAGGCGCCCUACUACAUCGACCACAUCCGCAGCCGCGCCGGCGCCACCGGCGGCGACGGCGAGCAGGACUAGAGCCGUCUGCGGCGGGCCUGGUGCGGCCAGGGACUGCCGGCCGGCCGGAGCUGGCUGGCCAAGUCAGACGGCCUCAGGUCAGGUCAGCUAAACGCUCGGGCUCACAGAUGUCGGAGGUCGCUGCCUGAAUUCCAUCUUGCAUGCGAGCGCACCUGAGUACAGCGUGGUUUGCUCUCCGCCGCUGGCCUGUCUGGUCCGUAUGCAGCCCCCCCCCCCCUGCCAGUCCGCCAGGGCUCUAAGGGUUGUUUGAGCAUGUGUUUUAGUUAAUGUUCUGUGUAGUUUCUCGCUUACAUACCUGCUAUAUGUCGUUUGUUUUUAGCCAUUUUCGGGCCAAUGUCAGUUGGUGCAAGUGGCCUGUUUUCGAGUUGAUAUACCCACCGAGUAAGCCGUGUUGUUUGCACCGCUUUGGCAUCUGUUCGGAAUACGCGCUUCACUGCCUUCUGGAGACCUAGACCUACAAGUUGUUUAGCACCCAGUGGCGUUUUUGUGAGGCCGGGAACAAAAUACACAAGUUGUGCGCACGAUCA
Molecule: messenger RNA, 1201 nt
Organism: Amphibalanus amphitrite
Lineage: Eukaryota; Metazoa; Arthropoda; Thecostraca; Balanomorpha; Balanidae
Exons: 2
Coding region: 108-674 (188 amino acids)
Source: RefSeq, a predicted model, not a curated record